CAUAAUUCCAUCCAAAAUGAUCAGUUUGCUUGCUCUAAAUAAGCGAUAAUUUCACAUGUUGGUUAGGUGGUUGAUAAUUUGUUAUCAAUUUUUCAUGGUCUCAUCAAAAUAAUCGAUUAUUAUGGAUGAAAACAUGGUGAAAAAUAGAUGAAAUGACUAUUUUGUUAUAUCAUGAUACGUAUAUGACCUUUUUGUUACCAUUUUGUUACUGGUCCAAACCUAUGUGGCCAUUUUGAUUAAUUACCCAUAAUAAGUGCAUGUAGUUUUCUUUUGUAGUUGAUUGUAAAGAAGUAACGAAAUGUAUAGACAACAUAAACUAAUAUUGUCAACCAGAAAAAAACUGCUUAUCAUUUUUUUCCCCCCAAUACCAAAGACUAACUAUUGUGAGUUGUGACAAAGGAUACACAGACCGACAUUGUCGCGCAUGAAUAGAGAAUGUAAAAUUUGGUGUCAGCAAAUAUUUUUGAGCAAUCACAGUUAUUAUCUUAAUUUCAUGUCGCGAUUCUACAAGUAUUUUUUGACCUGAUCUAUAGCCAAGAUGGGGUGAGAGUUUCUCCAUACUCUAUCUAUUCCACUGUUUUUCAACAUUCACCAUUUGUGAUUCAACUUCUUCUGCUAUCGUUUUGAAUAUUCCUCAUCAUAAAUGCAAAUGAGGAAGUUUGACAAGGAAGGGAGAGAGAAGAAAGAAAGAAAAAAGUUUGGCAACCAGAUUGGCAACCUAAGCUCUUAGUAAAUGCCCUGAUGAUAUCCUAUCAUAUAUCCUCCUUGCACGACAGCCACUAAUUCACAACAAGGGGAAUAGAAUUCUCUCAAUAAGCCCUUUUCCAAAAGGGGUUUUCCAAUAAAGGACAUUUGUGAAGAAAAGGGUCUCUAAUAAAGGUUUAGUGGACUUAAUUGAGUUACACUUGUCCCCCUUCAAGAUGGAUUAAGUGAAGUGUUUAGUGAAUCAGCUGACACUCUCUUUGAUCGUAAUUAGGACCUUAAUUAAUUAACUUACAUGUUCUAUUCAGGCCAGGGUUGCCUUUAUUCCUCUCAGGGACCCAAACCUUCGCUGCAGCCUGCUGCCGGGCCCCGGCCCCAGGCGACAAUGUCCGCCAGUGCUUUUGGAUGGAAUGAGAUCUCGCCGGAGAGCGAGCUUCAGAGUCUUUUUUUUUUAUUUUUAAUUUUUUUUUUAUAAAAAUGGUCGGGAUGAUUUGUCUGAGCCGUGGAUGAACUCAAAAAAAGUGAAAUAAAAUAUGUAAAAUCUUUUUUGGAGAAACAAAAAAAAAAAAAAAACUACAAGUCCCACCACCGUUAGCUUUUAACGGUCGAUACCGCGCAUCGGAGAAAACAUCCGAGACAGAGCGGAAAGAAAGAAAAGCUCAGCAGCAGAGGGCAAAAGAAAAGAGCGCGCGGUAUUAGCGAGCGUUAAAUCUAACGGCAUUUUCAUUCGCCAAGGUUUCAUAAAAAUUUAAUAAUUAAUUUAUAUUAUUAUUAUCAUCAUAAUUCAUAGGCAUACGCAGUUGGCAAUUAUUACUAUUCGGCAUUUGCCUUGAACAGCUUGCUUGCUUGCACGGCCCACUUCCAUCCAAACCUCUUUCUCUCAAACCCUCACAAGAGAGAAGAAGAAAGACAGACAGACUCCCACACAUCAUUGAAACAAGGAAGAAGAAAAAAUAAAUAUAAAGCUGAAAAACAUUAACGACCUGCAUUCUCUCCCUUCCUCAUCAUCUCAUAUCGGACCGGAGUAUCUCCCCCUUCGCUCUCUCAUCCUCCGCCGGCGAAGCCACCGGUAAGCUCAAAAACUCUAACGUCUACAUGUGGUGUUAUUCCCUUUUCCCAAUAUUUCUUAGAUUUGUGUAAACUAUUUCCUUGGGAAGAUCGACUUUCUUCGCUCGGAUCCUUCCUUUCUUCCUCUCCGUCAAUCCAAAGUUGUUUUUUUUUUUUUCAGUUUUUGGUUUUGGGUUCAAAUGGUUUCAUGACUUCCUGGAAUAGUGGCCUUUUUCCCAGAUAAAUAGAACUCCCUGGCCGGCGACCGUAUCUUCUGCAUGAUUUCUUAAACCGGCCGCCGGCCGGAUCUACAAGUAGGGUUUCACUUUCACUACUGUAGUUCAAGCUGCGUCUCUUCAUGACAACAUUUUUUUUGAAGCUAAUAAUAGUUUACAUAAAAGGAGAGAAAACAAACAAGAAUUCUGAAGCUAGGUUAGCUGGUUUAAAUACGAGGUUGGUUGUUUGGUUGGUUGGGUUUUUAUUCGGUUGAGAGACUAGACUAGAUCUCGAGCUUUCAAGGCCCCGGCAUGGCUUGACUAAUGACUAAGACCGAAACUUUUAGCUGCAUGCGCCGGCCCGCCGGCGCGUGGGAAAUAAACAUAAACAAUGCUCCUUCCUUAAUUCUCUUUUCUUUUCUAUCUAGCUUUUCUUUCUGUUGGCUUUUUUCUGUAUCUUGUUUGUUUUCAUGGGUUACCGUCUCUCUGGGUCUUCUCUUCUGUGUUCAACUGUGGCAAAGCAAAGCAAUGGAAUAUGGAUCUGUUCGUCUGAUUUGAUAUUCGCUCCUGUUCACACGACUGCUGCUACUACAAAUGUUUGAAUGCACAGUGGAGAAUAUAUGUGCUUAUUCUAUUAUAUCAACUCCCGAUUUUUUGCUUUUCCAAUUGCAUGGCCAAAGUCUAAUCUAGCCUCUGCUAUACCUUUCUUAUCAAUCAGCCUCAUAACAAGUUCAUAGAGUACUGUUUUAGACAAAAAAAAAAAAAAUGUAGCUCUCUAGCUAGCUAGAGAUGUGUUCUCCUCGAUCAAUAUUUCCUUCUCCAACUAUGAUUACACUGAUAAUGGUUCACUGCUAGCUUUUCACAGUCAAAACCCAUGGAGGAGUCAUCGUCGGUCCAAUACUAUCCUUCCUCCGGCGGCAGACGCGCCGCCGCGUUCGACACCGUCCCACCGUCCGAAUUCUUCCAUGACUCAUCCCCUCAUCAUCAAUACCAGACGUUCAACAAUAACAUGCCUCCUCCUUCCACUCUCCACAGCUACACACCUACCUUCGAUUCGACGACACCCACGAAUCACGCCUCAUCGCCAUCACUACACUACUCCAAGAAUAAUCCAUACUCGUCGUCGUCGUCCGGUCUGAUCAAUGUCGCGGCGGGGGGCUAUCAGGACCUCCCUCGUUACGGCAUUCAAGAGAGUUGCGUGAGAGGGCUUCUCGGCGGCGAGAUGGACUACGUUGGCAAUGUUGGUGGUACAAAUACAAUGUACCACAACACGUUCCACGGUGGAUACCAUAAUGUUGCAGCCACGGUGAGCCAUCACGAGGGUUUGUCUCUGUCUCUGGCCUCGAAUAACGAUGUCAAUGUGGCCGCACAUCAUUUUGGGGACGGGUACGAGCAUUACUCGAGCCCGUACUUUCAAUCGAAGGGUGGUAACGCGGUUGCGGCUAGUGAUGACGAUCGUGGGGUGAAAGUUGCUAGUGGUAGUAGAAGUUGUGACAACAAGUCCAUUGUAGUUGGAUGUGGUGGUGGUGGUGCUGGAGGAGGUGGAGGAGGUUCAGGGGCUGCUUCUUAUGUUGUUAGGACGACAACAGCGAGCACGACCGUGGGGCCUCUUGGGCCUUUCACGGGCUACGCGACGAUCUUGAAGAGCUCGAGGUUCUUGAAGCCGGCUCAGGAACUUUUGGAGGAAUGGUGUGGGGUGGCGAGCUGUAGAAUGGAGGUUGGUGAUGUUGUCAGCAGUUUGGGUUCGGGUGGUUUGUCAUCGUCUUCUACCGCGAUUUGUGGCUCGAACGAUGGUGGAGCUGGCAGUGCAGGUUCUCUGACGUACAGGCCGGAGUUCCAUGAGGUGAAAUCCAGGCUGCUUUACUUGCUUGAAGAGGUUUGCAAGAGGUACAAGCAGUACCACCAACAAAUGCAGAUGGUGGUUUCGUCGUUCGAGUCCGUGGCCGGCCUGAGCUCCUCGACGCCGUACGUCUCACUCGCCAUCAAGACCAUCACCAGGAACUUCAAGAGCAUGAAGCAUGUGAUCUCAGACCAGCUGAAGCAGCAUUCUGCAGCAACAGCAAGAUCUGUGGUGGUAGGAGGAGAAGAAGAGCUGUUCAGCUCCAGCAGUACUAGCAGCACUUCAACCAGGCUGAGGGGUUACAUGGGCCAAAGGCAGAGCUGUGGUGGUGGUGGUGGUGGGCCUAAUUAUCAUCAUGUGGGCUUCCAUGAGCCCCAACAACACGUCUGGAGGACCCAAAGAGGCCUACCUGAGAGAUCGGUGGCCAUCCUUCGAGCUUGGCUCUUUGAGCAUUUUCUUCACCCGUACCCUACUGAUGCUGAUAAGCACAUGUUAGCCACUCAGACCGGCCUAACCCGAAAUCAGGUGUCGAAUUGGUUCAUCAACGCCCGGGUUCGUGUCUGGAAGCCCAUGGUGGAGGAGAUCCACAUGCUUGAGAACAAAGGCCAAGCAGAAACCAGCCAAAGCAAGUGCAAUAAUGUCGAUCCUGUGUCGAAUUCUGCAGUAAUGGGGCCGACGUCGAGUCAAGAACAAGGACAUGGUCACCAUCAGCAGCAGCAGAAGUUUCAUAGGGAGCAAUACUGGAAGCAGGAGAAGAGGUCCAGAGUGGAUUUCCAAGUUCCAACAGCUGCAGCAGCCAUGAAUGGAAAUGGUUCGCUAAUGAACUUCCUUCCCUACCAGGGGAGUGAACAUCAGAUGGGCGGUGGGAAUGGAGCCGUGUCGCUGACUUUGGGACUGAGGCAUGAAGUUGUAGACAAUGUGGCACACCAGCAGCAGCAGCAGUUGCAGCGACACGGAGAUCAACUUAGGCGGCAGUUUGGUGGUGGUGGGAUGAUGCAUGAUUUCGUAGGCUAAUUGAUUGGUUCAUGUGUUAAUUAACUCGAUUCUAAUUUCGAUCUGGGUUAGGAGAUUGUUUGUGGGUUUUUAGUGUUUUGUGACGGACCAAAUUGGAUUAACAAAGGGGAAGUUUGUACAUAGUUUUAUUUGUGUUACCGUCGGAAUCUUUUGGCCGUAGGUAUAUUUUCGGGUUGAAUUGGUUGAAUCCCAUGUUGGUCUCCUAGCCAUUGAAGCAACGUCCGGUUGGCGCUCAAGAUGCAGGCCAAACUUUAUUAUUAGAUUCUUUUCAUUUUCCUGUUUCUCUGGUGUGAGUUUAUCUUCAUUUUUUAGAACAAGAAUUAGAAUGAUAAACAAAUUUCCAUGCUCAUCGUUGAAGAAUAUUUCGAAAGAAAAAAAUCCUUGUUUUUUUCUCCCUUUUUAUUGGAUUUGUAUGUUGAACUUAUAAUCAAUGAAGAUGGAUGAUGAUUAAAAGAUGCUUUGAUGUUUUUGGAAUAAAGUGUUUAGUUUAAGAGCUCACAUGAAUCACUAAAAAAAACGAUGUCGAUUGCACCUAAAAAUUAAAAAGUUAAUAUCUUAAUUUGUUUCGAACUUUACACAAUAAUUACUUCCAAAUCCCUUGACACCACAUCAACAUGAAAAAUAAAACAUAAAAUUUGAU
Messenger RNA from Linum trigynum, 5458 nucleotides. Lineage: Eukaryota; Viridiplantae; Streptophyta; Magnoliopsida; Malpighiales; Linaceae. The record is from the annotation of a GenBank genome assembly.